This is a messenger RNA of Solanum verrucosum, 1337 nucleotides long. Its product is annotated as protein FLX-like 3. Bases 149 to 964 code for a protein of 271 amino acids. The record is from RefSeq and is a predicted model, not a curated record. NCBI's taxonomy places the organism in Eukaryota, Viridiplantae, Streptophyta, Magnoliopsida, Solanales, Solanaceae. The transcript has 4 exons.
CUUUUACUUUCACUUGCACUUUCAUCGCUAAAAUACCCUAAAAUAUUUCUGCACAAACAAUUCUGCACAGCGGCGGAGCCGGAGGCACCUCUACGGCGACUUGUCCGAUCACAUCCAGCUUUCUCUAGUUCCAUAAGCACUGUGUGAGAUGGCAGGAAGAAAUCGCAUUCCUCGGGAAGCAUUUGAUAACCGCCGGGGCUUUCCUGCAGAAGGGCAUAUUGCCCGGGGUCCUAUGCCUCGACCCACUCCUCAUCCUGCCUUGUUAGAGGAGGAACUUGAAAUACAACAUCUUGAGAUACGCAGACUUCUGGGUGAAAACAGGAGAUUAGUUGAAGAUCGAAUAGCUCUUCAACGGGAAUCAGCUGCUGCAAAGGAGGAGGUAUAUCGAAUGAACCUUGCCAUAGGUGAUAUGCAAGCGGAGCAUGAGAUUCGCUCCAGGGAACUUAUCGAAAGAGGUUUGAAGCUUGAAGGAGAUCUUCGAGCUACAGAACCUCUGAAAAAUGAGGCUAAACAGCUCCAUGUUGAAGUUCAGAAGCUUAAUAUUAUGAAGCAGGAUCUAACUGGCCAGGUACAGACCCUCACCAAGGACCUUGCCAAGCUACAAGCUGAUAGCCAACAGAUUCCUCAUUUCAGGGGUGAGAUUGAUGGGCUGCAUCAAGAGCUUUUGCGCGCUAGGUCUGCCAUUGAGUACGAAAAGAAGGCAAAAGUUGAACUCAUGGAUCAGAGACAGGCAAUGGAAACAAAUUUGGUUACUAUGGCACGUGAAGUUGAGAAGCUACGAGCUGAGCUUUCUAAUUCUGAUGGUAGAGCAUGGGCUGCAGAUGAAAGCUGGAAGCUUUGUUCAAUUUACCUUUACUUUUAUCUUGCUGUCUUUAUGCAAUGGUAUGACAUUUGUGGGCGGCUGUUGUUAAGGAAACACUCAAGGAUCGAGUUACCCAACUUGAUGGCAAGGGGACAAGUGUAGACGAUGGCAGAAAGGCUGUGGGAGCUCAUGACGUCUGAUUUAAGCAAUGCCUAUGAUAAAGAGGGGUCUAGGAACUCAUGACGAUCUGAUGUAAGCCAAUCUGAAUUGGGGUAUUUCUGAAUGAGAUUGAAUGGUCAGCAAAAGCAAUUUAAUUGACAUUCCCACUUAGGGCUGAGUUGAAGGGCGUUCUUAUAAUUGGGAGGAGCUUUUGACUGUGAAUCAGCUCACAUCCCGGCAUCCUGGAUAACUAAAUCAACAUAUGUGAGUCGCAUAACAAAAAUUUCAAAUGGACUGACAUGUUUUUAAACAUAUUUAUGCUCCCAGAGGUUGUGUUUAUGAGCAGUAACACAAUGUUGUGCAUGCAAAAGCGGGA